AGCCGAGCGAGGAAAGCAGCUUUAAUUGCGGGGCAGCGAGAAAAGCCAGCGAUGGCUUCGCUCAGGCAGGAGCAGCACUACGGGCUCUCCUGUGGAAAAAACAACAAAACCAGCUGCAGCGGGACUCUGUACCAUGUCAAGCUCACGGACACGGCUAUCAGGGCGCUGGAGGCUUACCAGAACCUCAAGGGGUCUUUACCAAGCCAGCCAUCGAUUUGCUUCAAAGGAAACCAAGGGUACAUCAAGAUCCCAGCUCCCACACCGGAGUCACCUUCCUCGCUACGCGUCUUCUCCUUCUACUUGUCCAGCGACAGCAAAGACCAACCUCAAGCCAGCUUCGACUGCAUCCAUCAAUAUGUGUCAAGCGACGGCCGCGAGCAGCUGGAAGGUCAGGGCAUCAUCCAGGACAAGAUCACCGUGUGCGCCACCGACGACUCCUACCAGAUGACCCGUGAGAGGAUGUCUCAGGUGGAGAAGGACAGCUGGAGCCGCUCGGCCAUCGAGAUCAAACCCGGAGCCACACAUCCAAGUAAAUGUGUCAAGUUCCACAAGAGGCCAGCUCCUCCGUCUGCGUCAGACAGCGGCUUCCACAAGCAGGCUGCCAACAAUCGGAGGAACGGCAGCGUGACCACGGCGACCCAGAAGCCCUUGAGGGAGCGCAUCAUCCACCUGCUAGCUCUCAAACCCUACAGGAAACCGGAGCUGCUGCUGUGGCUGGAAAGAGAAAGAGCCGGCCCCAGUGACAAGGCCAAGCUGGGCGCCAUACUGGAGGAGGUGGCAAAAGUGAAUCCCAAAGACAGCAGCUACCUGCUGAGGGAUGAUUUCUACAAGCAUGUGCAGAGGGACUGGCCGGGCUACAGCGAGGAGGAGAGGCAGCUGAUCGGCAGGCUGCUGGCCAGGAAGUUGCAGACGCACAUCAGCCAACAAUCAGCAAAUGUGUCAAUAGUGAAGACCCCAGAGGACGCAUCGUCACAUCACAGCCCAGUGAAAAAUCCUGCAGUGAAACGCCCCGUGCCUUUUGACUCACUGGACAGACUCGCCGUUAAGAGACAAAGACUUGCGGACCAGAGGUCGCAGCAGCAGCCGGCAGCAAACGGACUGUCAAACAAUAAAGGACACGACGUUGCAGCUCCUUCCCUCAACCCCAGUUUCCACACAAAGACUGAGUUUCAGCGGACAAGUAACCAUACUGGAAACCCAGCUGGCUUACCAGGGGGCCACAGUGGCUUCCCUCUCAUGCACAAGCCGUCUCGCACCUCUAGCACACCUGUCUCAGAGAGCAGAGAGCAAGAACCCAAAGUAAGCAGCUACCAGCCUCCGCAGGGUGACUCCGACUGCACUCACCAGCAGCCCGCCAACAGCCAGCACAGGAAGAAGAAGUCCAAAAAGCACAAAGACAAGGAGCGGGAGAGGUUAAAAGACAACAAGGGCAGCGAAUGGUUAGAGACAAGUCCUGAUCUCAAGCAGAAAGCAGACAAACUCGACAAUCCUGACAUCACAAAUGCUGAGGCCUCUGAGGAGAAGCCAGAUUAUGUGCUCACAUACGGCCCCAUCAUGACUUUGGAGCAACGUCGGAGGUACCAGGAGGAUUUCUGUGCAGAGUACGAUGAAUACAAAGACCUCCACUCCCGCAUCGCAACCAUAACUCACAUGUUUGUUCAGCUGGGCUCCAAGAUCAAAAGCUUGUCCCCGGGGACACAAGAAUACAAGAUCAUGGAAGACCAAAUACUAGAAAAGUACAACAAGUAUCGAAAGAAGUUCCCAGGCUACCGGGAAGAGAAGAAGAGGUGCGAAUAUCUCCACGAGAAAUUGUCCUACAUCAAACAGCUCAUCAUAGACUAUGACGUCUCUCAGGCCUCUUCGUAGCAUCGGCCUAUCAGAUUUUUAUUUUAUGUGGAACCCAUUUCUUUGCAACCACACAGGUGUCAAACGAAGCGUUUUUGUUGAGAGUGAUGGUAAAUGUUUUUGGAUGAGACUGCAGAUGUCAACAUGGGCUGCUUCUUAUCACAAAGAGAUGUCUUGUUGAUUUGAAAAGUUUUAAAGGCGAGACAAAGGCAAGUAAUGAGAUUCUGGAUGUAAAAUGUAGCAGAUACGACUUAUUCUUAUUCACUUUGUCUUUUAAAAAUUGUGAAGUCAAACGUUGCUCCAGGCACGGUUUCCCCUUUUCUUUUCCAUCAUGUUCAAUAUGGAUCGCAAAAGUAGCGUACAUCUCAAUUCUACAUCAAAGUUACCUCAUUCAUCAUAUGAGUAAAGCAGGCGUCUGCAAAAAAAUGUUUCAAGUCAUUUCAUCUCAGGUUCAGCCUUCAUGUCUUAUUAUGCAAAUGAUGUGAGAACAUUCCACUUGUUCCCAUUUCAGUUUCUAUUAAUGAAGACUAGUUUAAAGCAGUUUCUGCAUUAGAUAUAUUAAAACAAUUUUUAAAGGGCCCAUAUUACGAUAAUCUUCAAACCUUUAUUUUAGGUGUCAUGUAGAAACAAAAGCUUUCAGUGUUUUUUUUUUUGGUUUUUUUUGCAUAAUUUGCAUUGCUGCAGCACCUCUAUUCGCCCUCAGAUGCUGCAUUUUAGCUCUCCUCUUUAAGGACGUUUCAGCAUGUUUCAGUCCUUUUCAAGGUGAAACAUGUGAGAGUUUUAGUUGAAAGCGACCAAUAAAUAACUGAAAUUAUCAACAGCAUGUGAAGAAUUAACAUUUUUGAUGUUAUGACAUCUACGCAUUGUUGCAAAGAUACAGUAUCUACUGAGGUUUGCAUGCUAACCCGCUAGCUCUGACCCAUCACAGUCAGGCCUCCAGAACAGUUGCCAGUUUUGAAGCCAGUUGUGGCCAAACCAUGUAAUUUCAUCGCACCCGAUGCACUGGGGCCAAAAGACACUUAAAAUCCACUCCAAUAAAAUAGGGAAAAAAAAUGUCUAGAAGUGAGGCACAAUUACAUCAUUUUAUCCCCAUUCAAGUUUGCAGGGUACUAAACCAGAAGUUAGCCUACUGUGUACGCUCUACUGGCUCCCCCACUGCUCUGUGGACUGCAACCUGCACGGCUUACUGUGCUAAUUAGCUAAUGGCAGCCAUAGUUAAAAGCAGCUGGUGGUUACAUGGUGAUGUGCAGCCCUCUAUGGGUGUGGAGUAUUAAUUCAGCAAGUGGUCGUGUUUUUUACAGAUUCCACUAAAAAGGCUUCAUUUCUGAAAACAAUCUCUCCAUGGAUUGAGUAUUUUUAUAUGUCCACAGUAUUUAUAUAGAAUGUAGACCUGCUUUAUUAUCACAAAAACAACUGGAGAGAUCACUUUCUAUAAUAUGGGACCUUUUAAAAAUGGAUUUCAUAUUGGGAACAAGUGAAAUAAUCUCACCCUUCAACAUAAAAUAAUAAUUUUACAACUCAGUAAUAUAUAAUUGGUGCAGUAAAACGAAUACAAAUAGUACACUGAAUGCUUGUGGCUGAAUACACUGAGGAAAAACUGGAUUAAGGCUCUCGUACAAUACAUUGCGAUACAUGCCGUCUCCCAAACGCACUUGUGUUGAAAGUAUUUACUUACCACAGCCCCUCUCUUCUGAAUCACUGGUGAAAGGGACCAAAACAGUUUGGUUUUAACAGACGAUUCUCCUCCCAAAUGUCACGACUGACAUCGUUAAUCAGGCACCGAGUCUAGUUUCAAGUAUUUUACCCAACUUUUUAUUUUCUUAUCUUUUUGAACUACUGAUGUAUUUAUUUUGAGCUACAUUCCUCUGUUCUGUGUUGUUGGUCUCUUCGGCUCGAAGGUCUCAUUAAAGUGUUUGUAUCAAAGGAGCCAGUGGAGCAAGGUGGAGGGAGGCUGUGAGUAGAUGAGAGGGUUGGUGUUUUCAUGAUUUUCUCUCCGUCCGCCUGAACAGAGUUGCGGAGAGUCACUGUGUUUAAAGAUGAAGUCAUUUAAAUAUUUGUGCUGAAACUGCAACAAAGGGCCUCACACGGGAGGUUAGCAGCCCCUUCAACCCACGCCGUUUCUGAAAUCGUUCUACAUAUUCACAAGAAAGAAGGAAACCAUGGAAAGCGUGGUGGUACGUAUUUGUUCCUAUGGGAUUAUUGGAGUCAACACCAUUACAACACUAAAUCGGGGACUUCGUUGUGGAUGUUGAAUGAUUUCAGAAACAGUCCUCAGAUAUUUGUUCUUCAGGGAAACAUGGAGCCAAAAAAUUACACAUUUCCAAUAACCUAACCAGUUGUGGUACUUGGGUAUUUUAAACUCUAGUCUGGAGGGUUUUAUAUUAUUCUGUUUAAUAAUCCGUGCCCAUUCAGGGGUUGUUGUUUGUUUUUGUUUGUUUUUUUUUGCACUAAACCCAGUCUGAAAAAAAGAGGGAUGAGAGGCUUUUGAAAUUUCCCAUCCAGAUUGUAAUUGUUCACUAUGGUCGCAGUUUUUUGUACUGAAUGUUACCACGCAGUCGAUGACGUAGACGCCUUAAGAUUUCACUUUUAUAGGACAAAAAAAAUAUAUCUCUUCAAACUGCCAAUAUCAACAAGGACUCAUCAUCCACACACAUCUGUUACCUGCCUUAUAUUACUGCUAGCUGUUAUAUUUAAACACAUCUUCGCCAUUUCACUGCUCAAAUGAACGCCAACAGUGGCUUUCUCACACGUUCGAAUAUUUACUUUCUGGAGGAAAAUGUUUCUAUUGUUAAUGUAAAAUAGUGUUUAGUGCACAGUUUGUGUGGCUUUCUCCUCAGCUGCAUUUGUAAUCCUUCUGGUACUCUUUAUUUUCAUAAUCGCCAUUAAGAUACACGGUCAGGUAUUUAUCUUUCGGAAUAUCACUUUGGUUCAUACUGCGGCUGAUAUUCCAAUUUACAACCCAUCUUACUUGGCUCUGAGCACACGAAGCAGUUUAAUUGGAUGACGGUGGUUCCGUGGCUCAAGCACAUAAAAGGCCUUUUGUUAAAAUAACAAUGCUCAAUCACUUUCAGGUAGCGCAUGUGCGCCAUGAGAAGGCUUCAAAGUGGGGAAAUGGUUGAGAUCUCUUACCAAAUCACUACAUGAAUUGUAUUUAUCUGAGCGAGUCUUAAUCACGAGUUCAUACAGCGUUUUGUCGCUUGGACCGGUGCUGAAUAUUAACAAGGCACCAGUGUGUGCUGCACAGUAGGUGUUUUUAUGUACCUGCUGAAGGGAAAGUGUCAUCCUGGUCACAGAGGAGUCAGAGUAUGCACUAUGAACUGAAUUUUACAAAUGUAUACUUUCUCUUUUCCAAGUUGUGCAAAGUUCUACAGAAUAAAAACAUCAAAGUCG
Messenger RNA from Acanthopagrus latus (yellowfin seabream), 5235 nucleotides. Its product is annotated as RNA polymerase II elongation factor ELL2-like. The record is from RefSeq and is a predicted model, not a curated record. Gene Ontology annotation, cellular component: transcription elongation factor complex. Gene Ontology annotation, molecular function: cis-regulatory region sequence-specific DNA binding. Lineage: Eukaryota; Metazoa; Chordata; Actinopteri; Spariformes; Sparidae. Gene Ontology annotation, biological process: transcription elongation by RNA polymerase II; snRNA transcription by RNA polymerase II; positive regulation of transcription elongation by RNA polymerase II. The coding region runs from base 52 to 1866 and encodes 604 amino acids. The transcript is spliced from 12 exons.